AUGACGAAGGAUUCACCCAUCCCCUUGGGUGGUGGCCCCGCGUCGCUUAAGAAACCAGGCAGCCCCGGCCCAGCGGCCUCAGUGCUGAAAGAGCAGAAGCGAGAGCUAGAGAAACUGCGGGCAGAGCUGGAUACGGAGCGCGCGCGCGGACAGGCGGAACGGCGGCGUUUUGCCACCCAAGCGCGCCAGCUGCGGGAGUCCGCAGAGCAGGAGCGACAGCAGCUGGCUGACCAUCUGCGCUCCAAGUGGGAGGCACGGCGCCUCCGGGAGCUGCGGCAGCUGCAGGAGGAGGUGCAGCGAGAGCGCGAGGCCGAGAUCCGGCAGCUGCUGCGCUGGAAGGAGGCCGAGCUGCGGCAGCUGCAGCAGCUGCUGCACCGGGAGCGCGACGGUGUGGCGCAGCAGGCUCGGGAGCUUCAGCGCCAGCUGGCCCAGGAGCUGCUGAACCGCGGCUACUGCCGCCUCGGGGGGGCGUCCGAGGUCCCCGCAGCGCAGUGCCGCUGUCGCCUGCAGGAAGUGCUGGCGCUCCUGCGCUGGGAGACCGACAGCGAGCAAGCCGCGCGCAUCCGCCACCUGCAGGCGGCGCUAGCAGUGGAGCGGCAGCUCUUCCUUAAAUACGUCCUAGAGCACUUCCGCUGGCAGCCCGCUUUGCCUGCACACGCCGACCCCCAAGUCGCUCUUUCCUUGGAAGAACCGACUCCAGAAGCCCAGAGCAAUCCUCGCCGCACCCCAAAGCCCUCUGGUGGAGUCGGAUCCCUCGAAAGCCAGAGCGCUGGCGUGCGCGUUCGCUCUCGCUCGCUGGAUCUGGUACCCGGAGGGUGUUCUAGCUCCCGAGAUGACCUGCUGCCCACGCGCGCCUGCUCCCUCGAUUCCUUGGCAACCGCCGAACAUGCAGGCUCAUUCGACAGCACACUGAGUUGCCCCAAGACCCCCGAAUCCGAGGUGGAGGCCUCCUCGACAAACGCCUCCAUCCCUGGCACCGCUAGUCCCCCAUCGCAGCCUCUGCGACCAUCAACACACAGGAAACCUAGGGACCUGCUGGAAGAAAGCUCUGAGAACAAGCCCUGCGAAGCUCUGAUCCUCUCACCGCCGAGCCUGGAUUACCACCAGUUAGUGAGGCAGAACUCGGAGCUGGCCGAGGCGUUGCAGGUGCUGGCUCGCCGCUGCUGGGACCUGCGCGAAGAAAACGUGCAGCUGAGGCGCGCAGGCUUCUUGGGCGAGGCAGAUGAGAAAAUAAAGUGGCUCAAGGUGAAGAAUGCAGAGCUGACGGAUCUCGCCCAGCGCCUUGAAGACAGGGCCCGCAAGCUGCAAGAGACAAACCUGCCGGCUGUGAGCUCACCUGAGCUGGGCGAGAGCCUCGAGGGCCUGGAACUGAGCCAGGCUUUUGCCCGCCGGCGCGCUCAAGACCUGUCAGAACAGGCUGGCGCGCUGUUGGCCAAGGACCAACAGAUCGAAGAGCUCAGGAGGGAGUGCCACCUGCUGCAGGCGCGCAUCGCCACGGACCUCGGUAGCUCCUCGCAUUCGGGAGAGGGCGCCCACUGCGCGCAGUGGUUCAACGUCAGUGACUUGGACAGGCUGCAGCGUGAGUCCCAAAGAGAGGUGUUGCGCCUGCAAAAGCAGUUGACACUGCAUCAGCGUAAGGUCGGCUCUGAGGCGAAGGAGGGCAGCCUCAGCGAACAACUUGAGGAAGCGCGACACCAAGUGCAGACGCUGGAGAGGAAGCUGGACGCACAGCAGCGGGAGUGCGAGGAUCUCAGCUCUCAGGCUGCCGCUGCGCAGCGACGCUGCCAGGAUGCCGAGGCACAGCUGCAGGCAGCUCUGCGCCAGGGCGCCUGGCUGUCAGAGGAGAACGCAAGGCUGCAGGUCUUGACCAACUGGGUGAAGAAGAUGGCAGAUGACAACAGCAAUGUUCCCCAGCAGCUAAGCCGCGGGAGGCAGGGGCCAGAAGUCGAAGCCACCAGCCUGUUGGUGGAGCAGCUGCUGCAACAGGCGAUGUGCGGGCAGGACAGACUGCAGCAGCUGCAGAACUACCAGAACAAGACCCCAAGUGACCUCCAGGUUGCCAGGAAAGAGAUACGGGGGUUGCAGUGUCAGUCUGACCACAUCCCAGAGCCACUGGAGACCACUCAAGUCCCAGAGUCCCAAGCCAGGGGUAGCAAAAGGCCUAAGUUCAAGCCAAAGUCUGAAGCACAAGCAGUGUCACUGCCUAGCAGGGUCAUACAACCUCCUCCUGUUUGUCUCUUCCUGAAGGAGAACCCUGUUGCCCUUGGGGAACCAUCUAGUGUUCCCCAAGUGUCAGACAGAAACCCUGUCAGUCAGCCUCUGGACUCUAGGUUCCAGGUCAAGAAAUCCAGUUCACAGUCAAAUUGUCAGCCUCUGGACUCUAGGUUCCAGGUCAAGAAAUCCAGUUCACAGUCAAAUUCCUCCUCUGAAGUGGAGUCCAUGUGGGCCACAGUGCCAUCUUGCCUUUCUCUGGACAUGGACACAGCAAGUGAAGUGGAUGAUCUGGAGCCAGACAGUGUGUCCAAUCCCAUGGAACUGAGGGACCCUGAGGCUCCCACCACCCCCAAGCUCAAGACCUUCUUGGCUAGGUAUAGCUACAAUCCAUUUGAAGGGCCUAAUGAGCAUCCUGAAGGUGAGCUGCCUCUCACAGCUGGGGAUUAUGUAUAUGUCUUUGGGGACAUGGAUGAGGAUGGUUUUUAUGAAGGGAAGCUUGUGAAUGGGCAGAGGGGGCUGGUGCCCUCCAACUUGGUAGAGGAGAUUUCAGGUAGCCCUGUCUUGAGCUGCCCACUCUCCAAGUCCCCUGACCUUGUCCCCACUUCACUACCAGCUGGUAAUAGCAAAACCUUGAAGAAAGACAGCUUGUUACUUGGGGAAGUUCAGGAAUCAUUGGAAAGAGGGCCAUGUCAGGUGGAAAGGGCAGACUCCAAGACAGAUACAGCAAUAGAGCUCUUGGAGACCAAGACAGAAGCCUGCUGGCUGGGCUCACUACUGAGAGUGGAGGAGCAGAGCUUCCCCAGACCCCUUCUGGAGACCAAAGGAAUGUUCUGUGUGGCCCCCAUGCAACUACAGCUACAGAGUGUCACAGCUACAUCGGCCAAGAUUACCUGGGUCUGUGGCAGCAGUCGAUACUCCCAUGUGGUGUACCUUGAAGACCAGGAGCACACCCUGACUCCCUCAGGUGUGAACUGCUACAUCUUCCAAGGCCUAUGUCCUGGUACAUGUUACCGGGUGAGGGUGGGAGUGCACCUGCCUAGGGACCUGCUGCAGGUACUCUGGGAAAGAGUGUCCUCCACCAUCACUUUUGACACACCCUUAGCAGGACCUCCUGACCCUCCACUGGAUGUGCUGGUGGAGCACCAUACUUCACCAGGUUUCCUAGAAGUCAGCUGGCUCCCUGUGACCAUUGACUCAACUGGGUCCUCCAAUGGUGUGCAGGUGACUGGCUAUGCUGUGUAUGUGGAUGGGUUCAAGGUAGCAGAGGUUGCUGAUGCCACCGCUGGGAACACCCUACUUUCCCAGCUUCAGGUGCCCCUACCAUGCCAGAAGGUCUCAGUCAGAACCGUGUCUCUCUAUGGUGAGUCUCUGGACUCAGUGCCAGCUCAGAUCCCUGAGGCCUGCUUCUCUUAUUACCCAUUCCUAGGGAUUCCUCCUGUUAGCUACACCAAUCAUCACCCUUCUACUUGCAGAGUUGCCUCUCCUGUCUGUCAUCAGAAGCUGUUUUGGGCGUCUCUGAGCACCAAAGCUGGCCUCCACACCCCUGGAAGUUGUGGGGAACCUCAAGCUAAGUUUCUAGAAGCAUUUCCUAAAGAACACCCAAGGAAGCAGUCCCCAGUAUCCAACCUGAAUUCAGAAGGGGCUAGCAACCAAGCCCAGGACCCCAUAGAGACCCAGAAGGACUAUGGAAAGGACCUGUCCUUUCAGAGGAGUCCCCAGAACCACAAGCCACCUCUGCCCUGUGGCCAGCCUGGGGUAGAAGACCACUCCCAGCACAUGUGUACCAGUGGAAGUCCUCCUUCAGGAGUCUUCCCUCUCUCUACAGAACUUGGGCCUGGUAAACCUCUUGAGAAAUCUCUUAGGCAAAAGCAGAAUGCUGAGAUGUUCACCCCUUACCAGCAGGGCUCCAGCCAGUGCUAUUCAUCUGACUUGCAUCAUGUUUUGGAGAAAAAAGCCAUUUGUUCAUAUUCUCAGUGCACGGCAAAGCUACAGGAAAGAAAAAACAAGCCCCAGAGUGGGCAAAGACAGGCUCCAGGAGGUAAGAGAGAGCGCCAAAUUCACGAGCCUAGCCCAGCGCUGUGCCCAGUUCCAACCAGCAAAGUCAUUAAGAUGUCAAGUGGUGGCCCCAAGCAACUGGAGACAGAGGGUAACACUCCAGUCAGGGUCUUUGUGGCCCUCUUUGAUUAUAGCCCCCUGAUAAUGUCUGUCAACCACAAGGCUGCAGAGCAGGAGCUGGCCUUCCAGAAAGAGCAGCUGCUAAGAGUGAGGGGCUCACGGGAUCCCCAUGGUUUCUACCAUGGAGAGUGCAAUGGACAAGUGGGCAAAAUCCCUGGGCACCUGGUAACUGAGGUUGAGGUGGGCACAGAGGAGACUGACAAAAGAUGGUAUUUGCCAGCACAAGGGCAUCUGCACUCUGAGGCCCAGUUUGAAGACUUUGAGGGUCUUACCAACUCCCAGGGAUCCUUCCUCAUGCCCCAAGGGAAGUCCAGGACACCCAUGCUGUGGACUCCAAAGACAAUGGUGGCAGCUCUGGACUAUGAUCCCAGGGAUGGGAGAGCAGGGUUCCAGGCAAAGGAUAAGCUGGUGCUGAGAGUUGGAGACGUGGUCACAGUCUAUGGGCCUGUGGAUGAUAAGGGAUUCUACUAUGGAGAGUGUGGUGGACAUAGAGGCCUGGUCCCGGCCCAUCUGCUGGAUGAUUUGUUUGUCCGUGGAGAGUAAGCAUGGCUGCCUUCUGGGUUGGUAGCCUCUGACUGCCCACAGCCCUUUGGAAGAGAAGCAAGCACAUAUACCUUCAUACAACACCCCCUCGUCAGCCACCUUAAGCAACACUGGUUCCAAGCAACAGUGUUAAACUGAUGGUAGUUCUCAGAUGUCCCCUAGUGUCCAAAAGCAGCAGAGCUUUUCCAUUAUCAGCAUGUCUUUAGCAGGUUAACAUUUUCCAUUGAUUGCCUUGUAUGAAAAUCUCAAGAAAAGUCUGCAUCUUAAAAAGAAAAAGCAAUCAGAAUGUUAUUUUUCUAUUUUAUGUU
This is a messenger RNA of Nannospalax galili (Upper Galilee mountains blind mole rat), 5240 nucleotides long. RefSeq names its product RIMS-binding protein 3-like. NCBI's taxonomy places the organism in Eukaryota, Metazoa, Chordata, Mammalia, Rodentia, Spalacidae. The record is from RefSeq and is a predicted model, not a curated record. Gene Ontology annotation, cellular component: nucleus; manchette. The transcript has a single exon. Gene Ontology annotation, molecular function: protein binding. Gene Ontology annotation, biological process: neuromuscular synaptic transmission; fertilization; spermatid development. Bases 1 to 4932 code for a protein of 1643 amino acids.